CAUAGUAAAAACAUCAGGUUCUGUCUAUAGCAGAUACUAAAUCAUGGCAGCUCAAAGAAACAAGCAGUCAUUCUGACAUGUCACAUGUGAUGUCAUAGACAGCUGGAGGCCUGACAUUACACUGACAGCCGCCCGAGCCUUCAGUCUGUUCCAGUGCGAUUAGUGAGAAUAGUGAGAUUAGCGUCUUCUUUUUCUACUUGUCUGAAAUGGAGCUAAAAGGACUGGGGUUCGUCCCCCUCCUGUUGGCGUUUUGGUGUGCGGCCUGGCUUGCCACCAGCUACAUCAUGACGGUCGUCCUCGGCCAUGCAGCCUCGCCACUGAUGAGCAUCAGUGACGUGGGAAAUGUCUUUCCCGAAAGCAUAUUAUUCAGAAUUGGAUUCAUAGGGACGUCCAUUGGCACUUUGGUACUAACCUUUCUUAUUUAUAAGUAUAUGGUUAUGCAUACUGAAGAGUUCAGGGGUCAUCAGGUCCUGAUCCAGAGGAUCCUGCUGGCCAUUGUGUGGGCCUCCUGUUUUUCCACAGCUGUUAUGCAUGUAUUGUCCCCCGAAGAAUAUCCCAGGAUACACUUUGUCAGCACGAUAAUUUCCAUUACAUGUGAAGCCUUAUACUACCUUGGGCAGUCCAUCCAGAUGUAUAAAUUACCAGGAGCAAAAAAAGUCAUCCACCAUAGUAGAUGCACCUGCUGUGGCCUGACUUUUGUCUGUGUAGUUUUCUAUUUUGGAUAUGAAACAUUAAAGGAAUUAUUCCAUAAUGAUGAAGACUGGGACGAGAUCCGUGAAAUCCCCAUCAUAAUCAUCGAGUGGGUGAUGCUUUUACUGAUCCUGAUAAACAUCGUGACCUAUUAUUCCACCAUGCAGAGGUUAUUGUUGACCGUCUCCAGAAACAGCUGCACACUCUCUCUUAGAGUAAAAAUUGAUGACUUCGGGGUGUAGACCACCACGGGGGCCAUCAAGUGGACUUCUGGGAGAGAUACUGCACAGGACACGGAAAACAUCUAAAGAAGAAUAACUGGGGGACUACAUAUGGUGCCAGUAAUCAUGACACAAUAAUAUGAGCUG
This is a messenger RNA of Hyla sarda, 1058 nucleotides long. RefSeq lists its product as uncharacterized. Lineage: Eukaryota; Metazoa; Chordata; Amphibia; Anura; Hylidae. The record is from RefSeq and is a predicted model, not a curated record. The transcript has 2 exons. The coding region runs from base 207 to 932 and encodes 241 amino acids.